GCUGCUGGCUGUCUUGUCCAGAGUCCCACCUGUGUCCCCACAGCCCUGUCACGAAUCACAGUCGGGUUCUGGGCGGGACUGCCACGGCGUUGCGGGCCGGGUGCGGCUCGGCGGUGGAGGACUCUCACUUCGUGCUCCAUCCCGGGCUGGGCCCCGGGGCGGAACUGAUGAUGUGGCUGGGGACUUCAGGGACGAGUGGAUUACCUGGACACUGCUUAGAGAGUCCUCUUCAGGGAUACCACCCAGCACAGUUAGAAGAAUGGGCUCUCAAAGGGACUUCUAGACCAAGUGCAAUCUCCCAGCUAGAGCAGAAGGAAGAGCCAUGGGUCCUACCACUCCAAAAUUUUGAGACUAGGAAGAUCCUGAGGGAAAGUCACACAGACUUUAAGAAUCAGGUGGUAAAACUCAAUCAGGACAUUUCUGAAACAGCAGAACAAUGUGGAACAUCCUCAGAAAGGGCCAAGAAAGAUAUUUCUCAUACUCCUCGUUGGGGAGGAAACUGGGAGAGGGGUGUUGAAUUAGAAGGGCAGCAUGGAACCCUUCUAGGAGAGGGCCAGCAGGAGCCCUUUUCACAGGAGAAGGAAUUAAACAAGCUCCUGGAAGGAUAUAUAGGAAAGAAGCCGAUGUGUGCAAAAUGUGGAAAAAGCUUUAACCAGAGUUCCUAUCUCAUAAGACACCUAAGAACCCAUACCGGUGAGAGGCCUUAUAAAUGCAUGGAGUGUGGGAAAGGCUUCAAACAGAGUUCAGACCUUGUCACCCACCACAGAACACACACAGGGGAGAAACCCUACCAAUGCCAUGGAUGUGAGAAAAAAUUCAGCGACAGCUCAACCCUCAUCAAACAUCAGAGAACCCACACAGGUGAGAGACCCCAUGAGUGCCCAGAGUGUGGGAAGACUUUCGGACGGAAACCACACCUCAUAAUGCACCAAAGAACCCACACAGGAGAGAAACCCUACACGUGCCUCGAGUGUCAUAAAAGCUUUAGUCGCAGCUCCAAUUUCAUCACCCACCAGAGGACCCACACGGGAGUGAAGCCUUACAGGUGUAAUGACUGUGGGGAGAGUUUCAGCCAGAGCUCGGAUUUGAUUAAGCACCAGCGAACCCACACAGGAGAACGGCCCUUUAAGUGCCCGGAGUGUGGGAAGGGCUUUAGAGAUAGUUCCCAUUUUGUGGCUCACAUGAGCACUCACUUAGGAGAAAGGCCGUUCAGUUGUCCUUACUGCCACAAAAGUUUCAGUCAGAGCUCGCAUCUGGUCACGCACCAGAGGACACACACAGGUGAGAGGCCUUUUCAGUGUGACAGCUGUGGGAAAGGAUUUGCCGACAGCUCUGCCCUCAUCAAGCACCAACGGAUCCACACAGGAGAAAGACCGUAUAAAUGUGGCGAGUGUGGGAAGAGCUUCAAUCAGAGCUCCCACUUCAUUACCCAUCAACGAAUCCACUUAGGAGACAGACCCUAUCGCUGUCCUGAGUGUGGCAAAACCUUCAAUCAGCGUUCCCAUUUUCUCACACACCAGAGAACACAUACGGGAGAAAAACCGUUUCACUGUAGUAAAUGUGACAAGAGCUUCCGACAGAAGGCACACCUUUUGUGCCAUCAGAACACCCAUUUGAUCUAGAAAAUAGUCUUUAAUGGUUCUCCUCCUCCCUUUCAAAUUUCCAUUGCUAUUAUCGUUAAGCGCUCCAAAUAGAGAAGACCUGAGACUGGGUGUCGGCGGCUCAAGUCAGGCCCUGAUCUGUUCUCUUUUGCCGUGCUUUAAUGGCGAGGAUAAACCUACAGGGUCCAAAUAAUGUUCUAAACACAAAAGGCAUUCCUUCA
This is a messenger RNA of Lipotes vexillifer (Yangtze River dolphin), 1822 nucleotides long. It is a transcript of the gene ZNF774, whose product is annotated as zinc finger protein 774. Lineage: Eukaryota; Metazoa; Chordata; Mammalia; Artiodactyla; Lipotidae. The transcript is spliced from 4 exons. Gene Ontology annotation, molecular function: DNA-binding transcription factor activity, RNA polymerase II-specific. Gene Ontology annotation, biological process: regulation of transcription by RNA polymerase II. The coding region runs from base 168 to 1622 and encodes 484 amino acids. The record is from RefSeq and is a predicted model, not a curated record. Gene Ontology annotation, cellular component: nucleus.